GCCUGCUCUUUGUUUUUUGUUUUUUUGUUUUUUUUCACUUUUUGAUUUUUAUUUCCAUGCAUAAAGCGGCGGAGUCGCGGCGCGGCUGUGAACCGAAGCCCUGCUGGUUUAAUCUGAUGUGUUAAUCUGAUGGAUGAUGGAGCGGACAUGGCGCAAACUGCUGCUCCUCCUCGGCGCGGCGCUGAACCUCCUCCGGCCGUGCGGGGCGGAGCGGGCCUCCUGCGACGGAGCGUUUGAUAUUUAUUUUGUUCUCGACAGGUCGGGCAGCGUGGCGGAGCACUGGGGGGAGAUCUACGGCUUCGUGGAGCAGCUCACCUACAGGUUUGUCAGUCCAAAGAUGAGGGUGUCCUACGUGGUGUUUUCCUCCAGGGCAGCAGUGAUACUGCCGCUGACAGGGGACAGGUCUGAGGUCGACGACGGUCUGAAACAGCUCAGCCAGAUCAGACCCGCAGGUGAAACCUACAUGCACGAAGGCAUGAAAGCGGUGUUGGAACAGAUGACGGCUCAAACCUCGAGGUCGUCCACCAUCAUCAUCGCUCUGACCGACGGCAAGCUGGAGGUCUACCCGUAUGAGCUGACUGUGCAGGAGGCCGACAAAGCCAGAGGAUACGGAGCCAGAGUUUACUGCGUGGGGGUGAUGGGCUUCGACCACAAGCAGCUCGUUGACAUCGCAGACAGCCCGGACCAAGUGUUUCCCGUGUUGUCCGGCUUCCACGCUCUCAAGGACAUCGUUGACUCGAUCCUGAAGCAGUCGUGCACCGAAAUAUUUCAAAUAGAGCCGUCGAGCGUUUGUGUGAAUGAGUCCUUCAACAUCGUGUUGAGGGGCAGCGGCUUCAGCGGCUCCAAGAGGACCGAAGGCGUCCUCUGCUCCCUCACUGUGGACCACAAGACGUACAACCAGAAGCCGACGGUGGUUCAGGAUGGCUACCUGCUGUGUCCAGCUCCUGUCCUGUACGAGGUCGGACAAUCAAUCGAUGUGCUGAUCAGCCUGAACAACGGGCAGUCCUACAUCUCCAGUCCCAUCACCAUCUACGCCACGACGUGUUCAGAUGGCACCUGGGUGCUGUGGUUGCUGCUGGCCCUGCUGCUGUUGCUGGCUCUCGGUCUCCUCUGGUGGUUCUGGCCUCUCUGCUGCACUGUGGUGAUUAGAGACCCUCCUCCCUCUCGACCUCCUCCUCCUCCUCCUCCUCGCUGUGAGCCGGAGGAGGAGCCGCUGCCCAAACACAGAUGGCCGACGGUGGACGCCUCGUACUACGGCGGCCGGGGGCCUGGAGGGAUCAAACGCAUGGAGGUGCGCUGGGGGGAGAAAGGCUCCACAGAGGAGGGAGCACGGCUCGAGAAAGCCAAAAACGCCGUGGUCACCAUGCCGGAGGAGGAGGACGAGCCCGUCAUACGCCGACCGCCGCCCAGACCCCCUCCGGUCUACACCCCCCCUCCUCAGUCCAAAUGGUACACACCUAUCAAGAGUCGGUUUGAUGCGCUGCUGGCGCUGCUGAGGAGGCAGUACGACAGAGUGGCCAUCAUGAGACCGACCCAACACGACAAGGGUCGCUGCAUCAACUUCACCAGAGUCCAGAGGCACUGAACCACGAGCAUGGAGAGAGAGAGAGAGAGAGAGAGAGAGAGAGAGAGAGAGAGAGAGAGAGAGACAUCAGGAUUUGAGCAGAGGUAUUUCUGCGGCUGAUCUCGUGUUCAUGCGGCGUGGACGAGUAGACGAGUAGAAACUGAGCCGAAGCCAGAGACUCACAGGUCGUCUGUCUGAUGAAGAGUCGCCACUCCUGCCUUCAUCACCACACACUGGGGACAUUAAAAUGAAUUCUGGGAAAUGUAGGAAGUGUUACUGAAAUAUAUGAAGCAGUUUGAAUGAAAGUGGGUACAGCAACAUUUCAACCAAAAAAAAAAAAAACCCUCCUGGAAUGUUCUCAAUGUCACAGAUGUUGAUGGGCAUCAGGAUGAUGAUGAUGAUGAUGAUGAUGAUGAUGAUGAUGAUGAUGAUGAUGAAAUCAGACCGUGUAAAAAGCUCUUAGGAGGGAGGAUUUUUAACCAAAAUGGAAAGGAACUCCAAUGUUUUGGGAAAAAUCGCCUUUUUCUUUCCCCGACGUCCCCAGACUGAGACCAGAUGUUGGACACCAUCUUCUCCUCUGUGCGUCCAGGUAGCAUUUCCUGUUAGCUUAGCAUAAAGACUUGAAAUCUAUGGGAGUCGUUAGCCUGGCUCUGUGAAAAAGUGAAAAACUAAACCUCCCAGCAGCUCUGAGGCUGUCUGUCUGAUUUGGAUCAUGAGGAUUUGAAAUACAUGCAGGAUGUUGGGUAAAAUCUGGAUCAGUGUUAAAAAAGUGAUUUUGCCCAAAAUGUUGGAUUAUUCCUUUAAUGCACCUUUAUUUUAUUUUAUUUUAAAUUAUGUUUUGUCACUCGUUGUACAGAUUUCCAUGAUGAGACGACUAAUUUUUCUUCAACACACUACUUUUGUGCGAAACUUUGGUUUAAAUCUUCCGCGGUGCCUUCGAUAUCAGCCUUUCUCCUCUGUCUGUGCAGCUCGAUGAAUAUUAUGCAACUUUUCACAGAGUCUCUCUGGACUAAAACUACGUUUCCAAGGAGGUUCUUUAUGUUCCUUUUUUAUGCAGUGAGCAGAUGUGAAAUGUAAAAUUGUGUUUUAAGUUAACCUUCAGGCACUAAAGGGAGCUUCCACAGCUUCUAUCCUGUUUUUGGCCAAAGACGAUUGUCGAGCGCUCACAGACAAUCAUGUGUGAAUCCAC
Myripristis murdjan (pinecone soldierfish) is the source of this 2753-nucleotide messenger RNA. RefSeq names its product ANTXR cell adhesion molecule 2b (gene antxr2b). NCBI's taxonomy places the organism in Eukaryota, Metazoa, Chordata, Actinopteri, Holocentriformes, Holocentridae. Bases 134 to 1585 code for a protein of 483 amino acids. The transcript is spliced from 17 exons. Gene Ontology annotation, cellular component: cell surface; plasma membrane. The record is from RefSeq and is a predicted model, not a curated record. Gene Ontology annotation, molecular function: transmembrane signaling receptor activity.